CACCCCCCAGGCUCCUCUCCAGCUCUGCCCGUCCUCCCCCUUCCCGCCCCCCCUCCCCCCCCCCGUUUUUAUUCGCCCCAUCGUUUUGUAAGAGCAACGCCGCCCCCCGCCGCCCCCCCUCGCAUCAAGAUGGUGCAGAAGAAGUCGGAAAUCCAGGGGUUCCACCGCUCCUUCAAGGGACAAAACCCCUUUGACCUGGAGUUCGACCAGUCCAACCACCUGGAGCCCGUCUUCAACUUCGAGUGCCCGUCCCGUCCCGACAUGCCUUCAAGUCAACCCAUCGACAUCCCUGAUGCCAAGAAAAGGAACAAGAAGAAGAAGCGCUGCAGAGCCACCGACAGCUUCUCUGGCAGGUUCGAAGAUGUUUACCAGCUGCAGGAGGAGGUGCUUGGGGAAGGGGCCCAUGCCAGAGUCCAGUCCUGUGUCAACCUUAUCACCAACAAGGAGUACGCAGUGAAGAUCAUCGAGAAGCGCCUGGGCCACAUCCGCAGCAGGGUCUUCCGGGAGGUGGAGAUGCUCUACCAGUGCCAGGGACACAGGAAUGUCCUGGAGCUGAUCGAGUUCUUUGAGGAGGAGGAGAGGUUUUACCUGGUGUUUGAGAAAAUGAGAGGAGGCUCCAUCCUGACCCACAUCCAUCGGAGGCGCCACUUCAACGAGCUGGAGGCCAGCGUGGUGGUGCGGGAUAUUGCCAGCGCCCUUCAUUUUCUGCACAACAAAGGAAUAGCACACAGGGAUUUAAAACCUGAAAAUAUUCUGUGUGAGAGCCCAGACCAGGUGUCCCCAGUGAAGAUCUGUGACUUCGACUUGGGGAGCGGCAUCAAGCUGAAUGGUGACUGCUCCCCCAUCUCCACCCCCGAGCUGCUCACCCCGUGCGGCUCGGCCGAGUACAUGGCCCCAGAGGUGGUGGAAGCCUUUAACGAGGAGGCAUCCAUCUACGACAAGCGCUGUGACCUGUGGAGCCUGGGUGUCAUCCUGUACAUCAUGCUCAGCGGGUACCCCCCCUUCGUGGGCCACUGCGGCUCUGACUGCGGCUGGGACCGUGGCGAGGCCUGCCACAUCUGCCAGAACAUGCUGUUUGAGAGCAUCCAGGAAGGCAAGUACGAGUUUCCCGACAAGGACUGGGCGCACAUCUCCUUCGGAGCCAAAGACCUCAUUUCCAAGCUGCUGGUGAGGGAUGCGAAGAAGCGGCUCAGUGCAGCCCAGGUCCUGGAGCACCCUUGGGUUCAGGGGUGCGCCCCAGAUAACACCCUGCCGACCCCCAUCAUCCUGCAGAGGAACAGCAGUGCCAAAGAGCUCACCUCCUUCGCCGCCGAGGCCAUUGCUGUCAACCGCCAGCUGACACAGCGCGACGAGGACGAGGAGGAGGAGGAGGAGGCGCGACCCAUCAUCAUCAAAGCUACCUCAUGGGCCAUGCAGCUCUCACCCCCCUCCGAGUCCAAGCUGGCCAAGCGGCGGCAGAAGAGCAGCCUGGCCAAGGCGGUGGCCGCGGGGCAGCACCUGGUGGCCCCGCUGGUCCUGGUGGCUGACCAGGCUUGAGCCCCGCGCCACUCCCCCGCAUCCAUGCCCUUCCCAGCCUCUCCUCUUCUUCUCUCCCCAACCCUCCCCAGCCUCCCCCCUGCCCCCCCCCCCCCAAAAAAAAACCAACACUGUGGUUGCUGGUGACAAGAUCAGGACUUGUCCUGUUGGCUGGUUUCCAAGGUUUUGCUGAUCUUGUAGGGCUGGGGCUGGGAGGGUUUAAGAUCUUUUUUUUGGCCAUGCAGCUCUCAAAAGUAUUAAAAUAAAGACUAGGUUGGCGCCACCCAGGGCACACUCAAGGACAUCUGACAGACACACGGACUUUUGUUUCUCGACUCUUGGUUUCUCCUCUGACAUUUCCCUCCCCCCUGCUCCCCCCACCCCAACACCAAAGGACUCUUUUUAUCCGCGGCUGCUUUGACGAUUUCAGCUCAUUUCAUACUGUGAACAAAAGCCCCUCGGUCGCGUUUCCAACAACAGUAGCAGCACUUUAACCUCUGCUCCCUCUGGAGCUGCAGGUUACCCCUGAUGUUGGGGAGGGGGCACGUGGGGGGGGCCCCAUCCUGUCCCAGCUGCGCUUUUGGGGACACGCUGGCAUCGUGCAGGGAACUGCGGUGGCCAGAGGGGACAGUGCUGGUGCGGGAGCAGCAUCCCAUCCCAUCCUGCUGCCUGAAACCCCAGCUUGCAAACCUACCCCCUCCCUCCUCCUGGCAGCCAGCUUCCAGAAUAAGCUAUUCACUCACUUUAUCCUUUUAAUUUUUAAUUGUUAUUGUUGGUUUUAAACUGCUAGCUGUGCUUCUCUACAGGGCACGGAGAAAUGUCUUCCUUUCCGCCCUCGCUCCGGCAAGCAGCUCCCAGGGGUAAGGUCAGAGCGCGGGGAGAUGCUCGGGGUGGCCACGAUGUGGUGAUCCUGCACCGGGGGGGGGUUGUGCACCCCUUUGGGAAUAACGGGGUGCUCCAUGGAUACAAACAGGAACCCCCCUUAUGUAGGGACCUGCUGCAGGGCGGCACGACCCAGCCUGGCUUCGGGCUGGCCCCGAGGCUGCCUUGGCAGAAGGGGGUGCCCUGGGGGUGGUGGCAGCACCCAAGGGUCCCCGCGGGGUUGCAGGGCUGGAGGGAUUGGGGUCAGGGUGACAAUGGUGUGGGGUCUGCAGGGCAGCUGGGGAGAACUGGCUGCGUGCACUGAUGGUCACGGUGUGCAUCUGCCCCUCCCUCGGACCCUGCUGUAGGAAGGCAGGGCUGCAGGCCGGGGCAGGACUGGGAGAUGCUGGGUCGAAAAGCCCACGCGUGGGGUCAGAGCCAGCUCCUGCAGCCAGCGGCCGGCCCUGUGUCCCGUUCCCCCCCCCCCCCCCCAACCCCUUCCCCUCUGAGGGUGCCCUGUUUGUUUGCAGUCUCCCCCCUCUAACGCAAUGCUUGGAGCUUUAUAUUGUCAUAAAAAAGCAACCUCGACCCAUCAUGUGCACAGUGAAGGUUGUGGGAGCUCGCUUUGAGCCAGGGAAGAGAUUUUCCCAGGUCUUUAGCUGAAGACAGUCACUGUCUCCAGGGGUGAGGGGCAAGUUAUCCUUUUUAAGACUGCUGACAGCAAUACUAUGCAAUACGUGUUGUUUUUUGUUUCAGGGAGGUGUGUGUGAGUUAUCUUGGGAGACAAUGAUCGAGGUGGCGGUGGCGUUUGGGGCAGGGACCGGCUUUUCUCGCCCUCCUUGGCCCUUCUGCUGAGCAGCAUCAGCGGGCCGGGGGCAGCAGCCCACCCCCCUCCCCAAAACCACCAUGCCCCCUGAUCCGCCCUCUCCCCUGGGUGCCCCGUCCCGCUGCUCAGGUGGGAACCCCUCCGGAGAGGCCUCCUUUAAAGGAAAAAAAAAUCCAUCUUGAUUGUACAUUACUUUUUAUAGCUUAUUUUGUUUUAUCAGUUGUAGAUAAUUCCUUGUUGUCUUAUAUUAAGAAAUACUUGAAUGAUGUACAGUACGCGAUGCCUUGAGCUGGUGUUGUGAAAGCUAUUGUUAAUGCUGCACGCCGCAGCCUUUGUU
This is a messenger RNA of Oxyura jamaicensis (ruddy duck), 3539 nucleotides long. It is a transcript of the gene MKNK2, whose product is annotated as MAPK interacting serine/threonine kinase 2. The coding region runs from base 130 to 1536 and encodes 468 amino acids. Gene Ontology annotation, cellular component: nucleus; cytoplasm. The record is from RefSeq and is a predicted model, not a curated record. Gene Ontology annotation, molecular function: ATP binding; calcium-dependent protein serine/threonine kinase activity; calcium/calmodulin-dependent protein kinase activity. Lineage: Eukaryota; Metazoa; Chordata; Aves; Anseriformes; Anatidae. Gene Ontology annotation, biological process: peptidyl-serine phosphorylation; intracellular signal transduction; protein autophosphorylation. The transcript is spliced from 13 exons.